Cladocopium goreaui is the source of this 1999-nucleotide messenger RNA. The record is from the annotation of a GenBank genome assembly. NCBI's taxonomy places the organism in Eukaryota, Dinophyceae, Suessiales, Symbiodiniaceae.
CCUUGGACUUUGCUGCCGGAGGGCUCGCAUGCCAUGUGCAAUCUUUAGGUCUAUUUCUCGAAAGUGAUCAACAAUGGGCCUUUUGCGUAUCAGAAAGCAGGCAGCUCGAGCCCUCAAGAAAAAUGAGCGGCGCAACAUUUUUUUCUCAGCCUUGGGGCUUGGCCUCGCCGUUGGCCUUUUAGUCCUGAUCCAGGACACGGCUGAAAAGUCCAGCAAAGCAGGUUUGCCUGCACCACGGAGGCUGAAUUCAACUACAGACGAAGCAACGAAUUUCUAUCCUCCGGAUCCGCUCGUGGGGUCCGCAACCGACUACGAGGGUGACAGCUACUUCAACAUGCCGACAGAACGCAAAUUCCUUGCUGUCUUUCACGUGCUUGGUAUGGCAUAUAUGGUGCUUGGAUUGAACACGGUUUGCGACGUUUACUUCGCGGGAUCUAUCGAUCUCUUAUGCGAUGCUUGGAACCUGACACCGGACGUAGCGGGAGCCACCUGGAUGGCAGCUGGCGGAUCAGCGCCGGAAUUCUUCACAUCCCUCGUUGGUGCAACCAUCGCCCAAAAUGACGUUGGAUUCGGCACCAUCGUUGGGUCUGCAGUCUUCAAUGUGCUCUUUGUCAUUGGAUUGUGCGGGUAUGUUGCCAAAGGCAACAUCGACCUGACUUGGUGGCCACUCUUCAGAGAUUGCUCCUAUUACAUCACCUCUUUGGCAGUUUUGGCUGCUUUUGUCUCGGACCAGAUUGUAGAAGCUUGGGAGGCUGGUGUGCUAUUUGCGAUGUACAUUUGCUAUGUCCUCUUCAUGCUCGUGAAUCGGCCAUUGAACGUGUGGGCGUAUGAACUUACAGGAACUCCCUUGAACAAGGAGCUGAGGGAGUACGUCCAGGAGAAGCGUGCUGCAAGCGGAAAGGUUGAGCCAGAGAAUGUGGCCGCUGAAACUGCACCUGAAGAUGGUGCUAUGAAAAAGCCAGAUGAGCCUCCAAAGCCAGCCAAGGACAACUUUAUGGAGCCUGACAAGGUCGUGGUUCAAAGUGCCCCUGAUGAAGAUGAGGAAGACCAUGAACCUGAAGACUUGGCCGAGGGGAAGCUUGCAGACAAGAUUCCUGGUAAGGAUGACAGCAAGGGUGCCUCAAUGGAAGACGUGGAAGAUGAAGAUGAUGACGAAGAGGAUGACGAGCCAGACGAUUUCAUGGAACGACCAGAGGGCACUGUCAGUUUGAUCAUUUGGGCCCUGUGCCUCCCGGUGUACAUUCCCCUCUACUACACCCUGCCUUGGCCCCGCAAGGGACAGAAGUUGUAUAUGGUCUCCUUUGGUCUUUCUUUGCUUUGGAUCGGAAGUUUCGCUUUCCUUCUGGUUUGGUGGACUGAAAUUGUAGCUUCGAUUAUAGGGGUCCCAACAAUCAUCUCCGGGUUAACCUUCCUUGCGGCCGCAACCUCCAUUCCGGACGCAGUCAGCUCAAUGGCUGUGGCCCGCAAAGGUCAAGCUGAUAUGGCCGUGAGCUCAUCAGUCGGAUCCAACAUCUUCGACAUCCUUGUUGGCCUCCCAGUCCCAUGGUUGAUCAAGCAUGCGAUCGAGUCCGGCAACAAUUUUAUAGGUGUGCCAAUUCGGUCUCCGUACUUGAUGUUCUACACAUGCCUCCUCCUGGGAAUGGUGUUUGGAACCGUGGUCAGCAUCAUGUUGAGUGGAUGGAAGUUGAACAAGUUCCUUGGUGGUUGCAUGGCUGUCCUCUAUGUCAUCUUCAUCGUCACCUGCGUGCUCAUUGAAGAACUUCAGCCUGCUGGCUUGAAGACCAAUGACUAGAUCGGCUUUGCUCGUCAGUGCCGACUACCAGAAACAAUGAAUAACAAUGGGCUGGCUUCUGUCAGCCGUGAGAGCGUUCAACUGAGCCUUUACCAUCCUUUACAGGCCCCGUGCUGGCUCGCAAGUUGAGGCUCUAGUGACCUCACUUUAGCUGAAUGCUACCGCAUUGUUGUAGUGCUUCCACAUCGGAGACAUUGGAGUUGCGGC